This is a messenger RNA of Paramecium tetraurelia, 1404 nucleotides long. RefSeq lists its product as uncharacterized. The transcript is spliced from 5 exons. The record is from RefSeq and is a predicted model, not a curated record. NCBI's taxonomy places the organism in Eukaryota, Ciliophora, Oligohymenophorea, Peniculida, Parameciidae.
AUGUAAAUUAUAUUCCUAAUUGUCUGCAUUGUUGCAUUUGUCCAAGGCAAAUUGAAAGUAAUCAGGCCAGCUGAAUUGGUGGAUCGUUUGGGAUCAAAAAUAGACAUGGCUCUAGCGAAUUUCGGAGAAAUUCCAUUCGGACAUCGACUGGUUGGCUACGUUGACAUGGCUUCUCCUACUGAUGCUUGCAGUCCUCUUGAGCCUGCCUAAGGAAGUCAAUUUUUAUUGAUAGAGAGGGGAGAGUGUACCUUCGUAACUAAGGUCAGGAAUGCAUAGAAUGCUGGAUAUUCAUUAGCUAUUAUUGGGAAUAAUAAUGAUGACCCAUUGACUUCUGAUUUCGUUAUGGCUGAUGAUGGUCAUGGACACUCAGUUAGCAUCCCAUCAAUAUUCAUUACAUCAAGGGAUUUUUAAAUCCUGAAACAGUACUCUACUAGAAUUGGUGACAAUUUGGAUGAUAAGGUGUUUAUUUUAGUUAAAUUCGACGUUCAAAAGAAGGAACGCAUUGAUGUGUUGCUUAAUCUCAAAGUAAAUGACAGAGAUUCAUACAGAGUGAUUGACGAAUUCUCUGAUUAUUACAAUCUAUUAUAAAAGGAGAAUGUCAAUUACACAUUGGUUUAUGAAAUCUUCAGUACUAAUACAACAGAAACUGAGCAUUUCACUGACCCAGAUAAUUGUAUCUGUUCAAGAAGGUAUUGCGCAGAAGAUCCAGAUGGAGCUGGCAUAGCAACAGGAAAAAAUAUAAUUCAAGAGAUUAUUAGACAAACCUGCAUUUUCAAAUUAUACGCAGAUUAAUUCUUUUAGUAUAUGGAUAAAUUUAAUUUUCAAUGCUCAAAGCCUCAAGCCUACUCUACUUGUGGUAGUAAGAUCAUAACCAAUUUGCAAAUUUCAGCAGAUGAAAUCAACAAAUGUAGAGAUGACUCAUUUAUAGAUGUUGUUAGCAACGAAGUAACUAAAAAUGAGACAAAUGCUUUUAAUACUAUAUUAGAACACCAAUUACUAUUAAAAUAAUAGGCUGGAUGGUUUAUGAUUCCUUCAGCAAUAGUAAAUUCCGUAGUUUACAAAGGGAGAUUGACAGGCAAGGGAAUUUUCGGUGAAAUUUGCAACAGCUUUAAUACUCCUCCUUCAAUUUGCAAGGAUGAAGUAGAAAACUACUAUAAUUAGGGGAAUGAUUACUAGUACCUGAUUUGGCUUAUUCUUAUUAUCUCAAUCUUAAUAGCUAUCUUCGUCAUUAUUUUAUACUGUUUGUUCAAGAAAUUUGUGAAAAGAGACAGCGUUGAAGUAACCCAAGUGUAAGUAAAUGAAAUGGUCAGUCAAUAUAUUAAAUUUUAUGAAGGAAAAGAUUAACAAAAAUAAAAUUCUUUUUGAGAUAUUAAUGUAAUUUAUUAUUGAAUAAUCAAAUUUUUA